AUGCAUGCUUCAACUCUUCUCACUCUCCUUGCCGCCGCUGGCACCUCGACAGCCUUUGCUCUGCCUCCUGGCUACAGCAUCGUCACGCGUCAGGAUGAGCAAAAGUACGAGAACCCCGACGGGAACACCAGAGUGGCUUUGACCACCGACGCAAUCAACUGGGGCGACGCUCCGCCGUGGAACGUCCUUGACGGGAUCAAGGGCCACUGCACCACCGUCGGCUGCGAAGGCAGCGACAAGCUCGAGGUCGACACCAGAGUCCAGUAUAAGGCCUCAGAUGGCUAUCUCCGCGCGGAGACUCGCAAGAUAUCCGUUUCGGUCACUGGAACUUUCGCCGCUACCGGACCAGGAUCCAGGGAUGACCUUGUCGAGCUGGCAAAGAUGGUGUUCGGCAACAGCCAGUACGAGGUCAAGCAGGAGACGUACACCGAUGACCCGGCCUGUGUCCCCAGCCCUAUCCCGUGCCCAGUGGCCGAAGCGAAGAAGAUUGACCAAUACUACCAUCAGAGCGGGGUCGAUAUCCAAUACCUUGACGGGGAUUCCGAUGUUCGGGCUUUCAUGAACAUCCGCAUCGAGGUCGAUUCUGGCAGCGGGGAUAGUCGGACGUGCGGCGUCGACAGUAACGUCGUGGAAAUUGGCGGUGUCAUCGCCGGGGCCUUCAACGGCUAUGCAGGUGCUGCGUUCAGCCUGUUUGAGUUCUUCUGCGGCGCUCUUUGA
Messenger RNA from Colletotrichum karsti, 717 nucleotides. RefSeq lists its product as uncharacterized. NCBI's taxonomy places the organism in Eukaryota, Fungi, Ascomycota, Sordariomycetes, Glomerellales, Glomerellaceae. The record is from RefSeq and is a predicted model, not a curated record. The coding region runs from base 1 to 717 and encodes 238 amino acids. The transcript is spliced from 2 exons.